ACUCCUGGUGUUUUGUGACGAAGUAUCUUUCUGAUUUCCUAUUGGGUUCCCAGUUGAUCUGUAAACAGAAGAGCCGUAUAAAUGGCCUUGCCAAGACGGAAACGUAUUUUCACUGUGGUUCUGAGGUGUGGUGGAACAAAUCAGUAAUAUGGCCAAUUUAAAUUGUAAUACAGUUUAAAUUGGCUAUAUUACUGCAUUAGAUACAAACAGUUCCUGAAUUCGGAAAACGGUCAUGAAAACCAGACUCAUCAGCGCCAUGAAGAUAUAUUUUGUUCUCCUCAGUUGUAUUCAUGGCGCUUUAUCAGUGAUCCAUUCCCUGCGCUACUUCUACACAUCCUCCUCAGGAAUCUCAGACUUCCCUGAGUUUGUGGACAUGGGGAUGGUGAAUGAUCAGGUCAUUAGCCACUAUGACAGCAUCACGAAGAGGAAGGUCCCAAAGCAGAGCUGGAUGGGGAAGGUUUUUGACCAGCAGUAUUGGGAUAGCACCACAGAGGACCUGAGAGGCGCAGAGAAGGUUUUCAAAAACAACCUUCAGACGGCACAGAAGCGUUUCAAUCAAACAGGAGGCAUGCACAUUAGCCAGGACAUGUAUGGCUGUGAAUGGGAUGAUGAGACAGGAUUAACAGAAGGGUUUCACCAUAUUGGAUAUGAUGGACAAGACCUCCUGGUAUUUGACCUGAAGAGAGCGACAUGGAUUGCCUCAGUCCCGCAGGCUCUCCACUCCAAAAUGAAGUGGGAAGGGGACCCGUCUAGCAUUGAGAGCGAGAAACGCUACCUCACCCAGGAUUGCAUUGUGUGGCUGAAAAAGUAUCUGGAAUACGGGAAGACUACUCUGCAGAGAACAGUCCCUCCAUCAGUGUCUCUGCUCCAGAAGACCCCCUCCUCUCCAGUGACCUGCCACGCUACAGGUUUCUAUCCCAGUGGAGUCAUGGUGUUCUGGCAGAAAGAUGGACAAGAUCACCAUGAAGAUGUGGAGAAUGGAGAGACUCUCCACAACGAUGAUGGAACCUUCCAGAAAAGAACCCACCUCAAAGUGACGUCUGAGGAGUGGAAGAACAACAAGUAUCAGUGUGUUGUUCAGGUCACUGGUAUCAAGGAGGACUUUAUCAAGGUUCUGACUGAGUCUGAGAUCCAGACCAACAGGGGUGUGAACACCAUUGGCUCCGCCCCCAUCAUUGGAGUGGUUGUAGCUCUCCUGGUUGUUGUUGUUGUUGUUGGGCUCGUCAUGUGGAGGAGGAAGAAGAGCAAGAAAGGGUUUGUUCCAGCCAGCACUUCCGACACCGACUCUGAGAACUCUGGGAAAGGUGCCCAGAAGAUUUGAGAAACCUCUGCACUUCUGUAACAUCAGAGAAGGAGCUGAAGAGGACAGCAACGCAAUGGAAACGACAAACGUAAACUUCCCAAGAAUGUAACACAUCAGUCUCUCACACACACACUGUGAACACAGAAUCCAUAUAUAAAACAUCUGAAAGUUUUACUUUCAUUUAAUUGGUUUGGCUUUUGAAAAGUUGUGCUGUAAUUUUGUUGAAUUAUAAUGUAAUAUUACCACUGUGUGAUAUAUGUAUCUCAAGUCAUAUAGGUAUAUUAGAACCAGUGGAACACAGACAUACAGGUAAAUUUAAAAUGUGAAUUUUAUAUUAUUCUACAAAUAAACAUAAAUUAGCUUGAUUUUCCCCUAACUGAAGCCACCAAAACAAUCACAUUUAAAAUGAUUUUUCUGUGAACUGGAAAAACAUUUUUGUUUGGUGUAGCUUCAUAUGUCUGUUUUGGUGGCAUAAGAUACAGUAAUUGUGUGACGUUAUAACUUUGCUCACACUAACUUGUUUAAUUGUAUAACUGUAAGCCAGACAAGGCCUGUCCACAUGUUCCAUUUGUACAUAUUUCAUUUGAAGUGGUGGUGUUUUUCUUUUUGUGGCUAGUGCGUUCUGUAGAAUAAGUUGGUGAUGGGUCAAGUUGAACAACAACUUUUAUUGCAAGUGUUUGUGCUUUGUACAUUAAGGAUGCUCUACACAAAGCAAUGAUCUAAUCCAAGUUAAAUGUAUUGGUCACAUAUUCUACAAGUGGAGGAGAGUGACUUCAUCACAACUUUUUUUGUUGAAUGCACCGAGCUGUCUGUCUUAACUACUGGCACACAGCUCGGGACACCCAUGCAUACCCUACAAGACAUGCCACAAAAGGUAUCUUCAGUCCCCAAGUCCAGAACAGACACAGUACUACAUAGAGCCAUGACUACAUGGAACUCUAUUCCACAUCAACUAACUGAUGCAAGCAGUAAAAUUAUAUUUUAAAAACAUAAACACCUUAUGGAACAGCGGGGACUGUGAAGCAGCACACACAUUGGCACACACAAUACAUAAGGAUUUAGAACUGUAGAUAUGUGGCGGAGUAGAGGCCUGAGGCCACAGUGUUUUGUAAAUGUAAAGUUUUAAUUGUAUAAACUGCCUUCAUUUUAAUGGGGAGCCAUAAUAAAUACAAACGCAUACACCA
This is a messenger RNA of Salmo salar (Atlantic salmon), 2487 nucleotides long. Its product is annotated as class I histocompatibility antigen, F10 alpha chain. Gene Ontology annotation, biological process: immune response. Gene Ontology annotation, cellular component: external side of plasma membrane. The record is from RefSeq and is a predicted model, not a curated record. Lineage: Eukaryota; Metazoa; Chordata; Actinopteri; Salmoniformes; Salmonidae.